Messenger RNA from Mollisia scopiformis, 1401 nucleotides. RefSeq lists its product as uncharacterized. The record is from RefSeq and is a predicted model, not a curated record. The transcript is spliced from 2 exons. Bases 69 to 1262 code for a protein of 397 amino acids. NCBI's taxonomy places the organism in Eukaryota, Fungi, Ascomycota, Leotiomycetes, Helotiales, Mollisiaceae.
UAUUCACGACUGGGCUUGUCGAAUACUGACGACGAUUUUGCGUUAGUCUCAUUGAAGCAUUUUCCAGGAUGCCGAAAUUGUACAGAAUCCGUAGAUGCCUCCAUGCGUUUCGGAACGGUUUCUCUAGAAGUAACGCCAACCGCACCGACGAACACCAAGCACAGCAUCUGAAAAGCUGGGUCGGGGACAGGAUGUCUGAGGCUCUGAAGUCCCUACCGGAAGCCUAUCCGCAAGACGCCGCGGCGCUGCUCGAGACAGCAAACGAGUACGAUGACAAGAUGUUUGAAGAAUGUCUGAAGCCAUUCAUUGCCCGGUUUGUCGGCGGUUCGAAUUUCUCGAAUGCACUGGCAGUUGAGAUACUAAGCUUUUCACAAACCUCGAGUCACGAGAAAUAUUUGGCAACACGUCUCUUUCCACUCGUUCUAGACGCGGCAGCCACGCAAUUUGAGCUCCAAAAAUAUUCUUCGGCAUCUAAGGGCUCACGUUCCCGCGGUGACUACCCUUAUUCCUCAUGGCCCGAUUGCUAUAAAGACGAGGAGAGGGGCCGACGUGACGCGGGUAUCAUUGCUGAUUUGUAUCAGCAACUCCUCCAGUCUGAUCGGAAGAAAGCUUCUGAUCUACUGGAUAAACUUCAAUCGCAGACUGAAAGCCUUCCUCAUACCGAACUAGGCAGGCUUGUUAUCCCGCUUCUAGAGCGGAUGAUAUAUGUCGUGGACCGUCGCUCGCCGGAUGCUUGCCGGUUUUACCAAUCGAUGAUGGCGAUAUACAUAACACAAGUCGUCCAGAAGGAACCAGAGAAGCCGAAGGAUUGGUCUCGGCCGAGUGAGAGGCAAAAGUGCUACCGGGAGAAUUGUUCUGGUUGUCAAUUGCUCCACGACUUUUUGAUGGACCCACGCGAGGAGAGCCACAGAUUUGUCUUGGCUAAGGACGACUUCUGGCACCUAAGGCAUUCGGUCCCAGCCCAUUGCAAAAUAUCAUCAGACGAGUUGCAAAACCCGCCGGUGCUCAUUGUCAACAAAACCUUGAAGGGAUGGGAAGAGAACCAUACGAAGUGGCAAAAUCGUGCUUCUGAAGCGCAAAAGACCUUCAAGCGGUUCCCCCAAGCAGAGUUAAAGCAGUGCCUCGCCGAAAAAUAUGACGCGACCAUGGACCUUCGCAUAGUCAAACAUCAAGAAGGCUCUAUCGCCCAGACCAACGACACCCCAUACCAGUCCACUGUACCGCAGAAACGAACCCGAAGCAAUUCAUCGUUUGGUGCAUAGGCAAGAUAAUUUAGGCGAAGACAAAUUGUAAAAACCGUUUCCACAAGCCCACACCUCGUGACAAUUACAUCUCUUACCACCAUUCGGGAUUCACUCAACUGAGCUUUCCCGCCUGGCACCAUCUUGAGCAGAGGUCUAC